GCUGCGUUUUGGGCAGUUAUGUUCCAGCGAGAAUUUUGGCAGACAUGUCUCUGGUAGACUAUGCAUCCUCCUCUGACGACGACGUUUCAGACUCCGAACAUGAGCUACCACAACGCCGCCCUGAACCACCACCAGCUCCACAACCGCAGCGACCUCCUUCCCCGCCUAAAACCUUGUGUUAAUUUAACUCUCAGACCAUCUGGGUCGUCGGCGAAUCAGAAGCCAGAAUCCCUAGAGAAACUCCCGGAUGCUUCGAUGCUUUUGAACUCUUCGGCUUUUCUGUUUACGAGCGGCAACGACCAUGCAUCUAUGGUAGCGGCGGCGAUGGCGGACAAUAUGUCACGUAAGCGAGACUCCAAGGGAAUGAUGGGGUCGGGCUCUAGCAAUAGCGUGACACCGCUACCGAGGGCUAAACUUCCGAGAGCUACCUUAACUCAUUCCAAGAACGUUCCAGAUACCGGCGGUGGAACCCUUGUUCCCCCUCAGCUCAGAGGAAGGAGUAAUGUGGUCACUGAAGAUAUCAGCAAGCUAUUUGUAAGCAGACAUGCUGUUGCACAGCCCAGAGGACCUGAAAAUGAGUAAUGGUUUAUUUUAUCCUGGAAGAAUGCUUUUUAGUUUAGACAAGCUGAAAAUAGAUGGAUAUUUUGAGGAUUUUGACUUCGUAUAAAUAUAAAGUGGCUAAUUGUUUAAAUCAACUUUAGCUUUUAUGAUAGGUUUUCAGGACAACUUGACAAACUUGUGGAAGUGAGUAGUUUGAGUGCAUUGUCACUCCACUGGAUUUCAUGUGCGUGAAUGUUUUCUUAGCAAUGCAU
Hibiscus syriacus is the source of this 812-nucleotide messenger RNA. RefSeq lists its product as uncharacterized. Bases 61 to 582 code for a protein of 173 amino acids. The record is from RefSeq and is a predicted model, not a curated record. The transcript has 3 exons. Lineage: Eukaryota; Viridiplantae; Streptophyta; Magnoliopsida; Malvales; Malvaceae.